ACACAGGCGCAUGAGCACGCUGGGCGGGCUCACCCGGAGGCCUAACACCGCCAGGGGAGGGGAGGGGAGGGACCGGAAGUUAGACUAUCUCUCUAGGUUGCUAAGAGACCGGGCUGUCCCAAAACAAGCCGGCGAUUCUCCAGCCUCUUUUCCUUUCUGAAUCUGCUUCAGAAUUUCCAAAAGUAGGGUGACCAUGUCGGACGGUGAUAUCUUAAGAAGCACUUUUCCCUCUUACAUGGCAGAGGGGGAGAGGCUUUAUCUGUGCGGGGAGUUCACUAAGGCCAUUCAAAGCUUUACCAACGCUCUUCACCUUCAAAGUGGAGAUAAGAACUGCCUGGUUGCCCGCUCCAAAUGCUACCUGAAGAUGGGAGACUUAGAGAAGUCCUUGAACGAUGCUGAGGCCUCACUUCGGAACGACCCGACUUUCUGCAAGGGGAUCUUACAGAAGGCUGAGACACUGUACACCAUGGGAGACUUUGAGUUUGCCCUGGUGUUCUAUCAUCGAGGCUACAAACUGAGACCUGAUCGGGAAUUCAAAGUAGGAAUUCAGAAGGCCCAGGAAGCCAUCAACAACUCGGUGGGAAGUCCUUCUUCAAUCAAGCUGGAGAACAAAGGCGACCUCUCCUUCUUAAGCAAGCAAGCUGAGAGUAAGAAAGCCCAACAGAAGCAUCUGCCUAUAAAGCAACUCUCGUACAGCACCAAGCAUGAAAUCAAGCGGAAGGGCUCGCUCAAGAGCGAGAAGACCGUGCGGCAGCUGCUCGGGGAGCUGUACGUGGACAAGGAGUAUCUGGAGAAGCUCCUUCUGGAUGAAGAUCUCAUCAAAGGCACCAUCAAGAGUGGCCUGACCGUGGAGGACCUCAUUAUGACUGGCAUCAACUACCUGGACACCCGCAGCAACUUCUGGAGGCAGCAGAAGCCCAUCUAUGCCAGGGAGCGAGACCGGAAGCUGAUGCAAGAGAAGUGGCUGAGGGACCGGAAACGCAGCCCCUCGCAGACAGCCCACUACAUCCUCAAGAGCCUAGAGGACAUUGACAUGUUGUUGACCAGUGGCAGUGCUGAUGGGAGCCUCCAAAAAGCUGAGAAAGUCCUUAAGAAGGUUCUGGAAUGGAACCAAGAGGAGGUACCCAACAAGGACGAGCUGGUCGGGAACUUGUACAGCUGCAUAGGCAACGCCCAGAUUGAGCUGGGGCAGAUGGUGGCUGCCUUGCAGAGCCACCGAAAGGACCUGGAGAUCGCCAAGGAACAUGACCUUCCAGAUGCAAAAUCGAGAGCCCUUGACAAUAUUGGCAGAGUUUUUGCCAGAGUUGGGAAAUUCCAGCAAGCCAUUGACACGUGGGAGGAGAAGAUCCCUCUAGCCAAAACCACCCUGGAGAAGACCUGGCUCUUCCACGAGAUUGGCCGCUGUUACUUGGAGCUGGACCAGGCGUGGCAGGCCCAGAGUUAUGGGGAAAAGUCUCAGCAGUACGCUGAGGAGGAAGGGGACCUCGAGUGGCAGCUGAACGCCAGUGUCCUGGUGGCGCAGGCCCAAGUGAAGCUGAGAGACUUCGAGUCAGCUGUGAAUAACUUUGAGAAGGCCCUGGAGAGAGCCAAGCUGGUCCACAACAACGAGGCGCAGCAGGCCAUCAUCAGCGCCUUGGACGAUGCCAACAAGGGCAUCAUCGAAGAACUUAAGAAAACGAACUACAGGGAGAUACUCAGGGAAAAGGCAGAGAGACAGGACAUCAUGUCACAGAUGGAUUUGCAGGGAGCAUCUGAGAAGGAGCCGCUGCGAGGGCGAGAGGAGCAGGAGAGGGUGGUGAAGCAGUGGGAGAGGGACCAGGAAAGUGAGAGAGAAGCCACGGAUGACGAGCAAGACAGGAAAAGCUCGGGAGGACUCAGCAAAAAACUGUUGGGAGACGGUCACUCGUCAAACCUAGGGAUUAGGAGAGAGUCCAGAGAAAUCUACAGAAGGCUCUCGGACUACUCCAGCCACCUACCCUCAGAGGACGGCAGCCAAAAACAAGAGAAGAAACAAGCAGAAGCAGCCAAAGGGGAGGUCCAAAAGUUGGAGAAGACAAAAGAGGAAUAAUCUAAAGCCCAGGCUACUUAACAACAGAGAAGGGAUGAAGACCGCUCAGUAGGCUCCGAGGUUCAGGCGGACAGUGUUCCCAGGUGUUUUGGAGAGGAAACACUGGGAGACUCACUCCUACAGACCCCCCGCCCCCGUUUCUCCAUUAAAUAUGCGCCUUUAACUUUUAUAGAUCUUGAGUGACACUGUGCUGCCUCCCACCCCUCGUUCUCAGUAGGGACCAAUGGAAGAGAUGAGCAGGGUGGGUGGAGAAGCAGGUGAGUGUCUGAGAGCGCAGAACCCUGAAAGAACAGGAAAGGAAAGCCCCGAGAACCGUUGACUCAGUUUCCCCAGGAUGUACAAGGCUUGGGAGUGGGGUGGAGAUAUACAGAAACCCCAGCUCUGCUGACAUCAUCCAUCUUAUAAAGCCUGUAGGCCUUCAGAGUAGAUUGGAGUAAAAGCUGUGUCUACCGGCAGACUGUCUGGGAGAAGAGUCCCAGAAUGUGCGGCCUCCUCUGUGCAGCCUUAAGCUGCCCUGGGAAUAUUAUGUUCUAGAACAGCACAGAAAUCCCACUGAGAAGGCUGUGACUUCCUAGAGUUAGCGAAUAAACAUCUGGCCUCAAAAGGAUCAGCCUGGGCUGGAGAGAUGGCUCAGUGGUUAACAGCAGUCCUGAGUUCAAUUCCCAGCAACCAUGUGGUGGCUCACAACUGUCUGUAAUGGGAUCUGAUGCCCUCUUCUAGUGGAUCUGAAAACAGCAACAGUGUUCUCAUACACAUAAAAUAAAUAAAUAAAUC
Messenger RNA from Mus musculus (house mouse), 2842 nucleotides. RefSeq names its product outer dynein arm complex subunit 4 (gene Odad4). The transcript has 12 exons. Gene Ontology annotation, biological process: outer dynein arm assembly; mucociliary clearance; cilium movement. Gene Ontology annotation, cellular component: cilium; 9+2 motile cilium; axoneme. Bases 194 to 2068 code for a protein of 624 amino acids. NCBI's taxonomy places the organism in Eukaryota, Metazoa, Chordata, Mammalia, Rodentia, Muridae. The record is from RefSeq and is marked validated.